This is a messenger RNA of Cucurbita pepo subsp. pepo (vegetable marrow), 3633 nucleotides long. RefSeq lists its product as uncharacterized. The record is from RefSeq and is a predicted model, not a curated record. Lineage: Eukaryota; Viridiplantae; Streptophyta; Magnoliopsida; Cucurbitales; Cucurbitaceae.
AGGAGAAGAAUCGCGAAUGAAAGCAAUCGAUACCGUAGAAAUUGCAUCGAAUCUCUCAGGCGAAGAAGCCCUCACUGUAAACGUUAUAACAUUGAGCACUUCCAAAAAUCACCAGAGAAAUUCAUUCAUUCACUGCAAAAUCCCUUUGUUCAUCUUCCGAUGCCCAAACUCCGCGUUGCCCUCAAAGUUUUCUGCUCCUUCAGCUCUGUGUUUUUGUUGCUAUUCAACUGACAAAAAAGCACCACAACCAAAUUGAUUUGAGGUCUGUGUGCGCGGGGCAUGGUUUGGAAGUACCAAGUGGUUUUUCCAAAGUUGCAGGGUAACUUCGUGCGGAGAAUAAUGCAAGCAUUGUGCUAUCAUGUAAAAGUUAAUUUACACUGCAUUUCCAUAUUUGAGUCAAUUGAAUGAGGCUGGGCUGAUCAUUGUAUGAGUUAUGGAUUGCAACAAAGAUGAAGCCAUUAAAGCAAGGGAGAUUGCUGAGAAGAAGAUGGAAAGCAAAGAUUUCACGGGGGCUCGUAAGCUUGUUCUCAAGGCUCAACAGCUAAAUCCGGACGCAGAGAAUAUUUCGCAAAUGCUCAUGGUUUGUGAUGUGCAUUGUGCGGCAGAGAAGAAGCUUUUAGGGAAUGAGAUGGAUUGGUAUGCCAUCCUUCAGAUCGAGCAAACAGCAAAUGAGGCGACGAUUAGGAAGCAAUAUCGGAAGUAUGCUCUUCUACUUCAUCCUGAUAAAAACAAAUUUAUUGGUGCGGAAGCUGCUUUCAAGUUGGUUGGUGAAGCUCAACGAGUGCUGUUGGACCAAGAGAAACGCCGAUUGCAUGAUAUGAGACGCAGACCAGCUAUACCGUAUCAACCUCCACAUAGAGCUGCUCCAUCCUUUAAUGUCGGGGUUCAAGCUAAUUUCAGAAGCAACUUUACGAGCUUCAUUCCUCAGCAUCAGCCGCCUCAACAGCAAGGACACUCAGGGUUCAGUCAUAAUCGCGCGACGUUUUGGACUGUCUGUCCAUUUUGUUCAGUGAGGUACCAGUACUAUAAAGAAGUGGUUAAUAGAUCACUAUGCUGUCAGAAUUGCAAGAAGCCCUUUGUUGCAUAUGAUAUGGAACUACAAGGGGCUCACCCUCAACCCAUGUCGAACUUGAACCAGACAUCAUUUUUCCAGCAGCAGAGUUCCUUCAAUCACAAGGCUGAUACAGGACGCCCGGGAAACUCUCAGUCUGACAAGCGUCGGAGGACACGCAGCACCUCGGCUGCUGCUUCAGAAAAAUUCACUGGUAAAAAGAAAAGGAAGCAGACUUCUGAAUCUAGUGAGAGUUUUGAUACGGGAACCAGCUCCGAUCAAGAGGAAAAUGUUGUUACUGAUGAAGAUAGCAGAAAGGAUGUUGGUUGCUCGGGAGAGCAACGUCAGCGUAGAUCGGUUCGAAGCAGGCAGAAGGUUUCUUACAAUGAGAAUGUAAGUGAUGAUGACAACGAUGACUUUGUGAUCACUCCAAAAAAAUCAAAGAGAAGAAAAUCAUCAAUCGUUUCUGACGACGACGUUGAAGAAGUAUAUGUAGAUGGGGCAUCUAAAAUCAAUAACCAUUACAGAUCUGUUGAUUUGGAUGCUGAUCGGAAGGAAGUAAAUAAGCAAGAAAAUCAUUGCUCUGAACGGAAUUUAUCGAAUAGAAACAAGGGAAGUAAGAAGGCGAGUCAUAAAGAAACGGCAGAUAAGGAUGUUUCUCAGGGAAGCACGGAGUCAGCUGGUGAUCCCAAGUGUAAUUUUCUUUCAUGUUCUGAUCCCGAUUUCCAUGAUUUUGAUAAACUGCGGAAUCGAGAAUGUUUUGCUCUCGGGCAGAUCUGGGCUAUGUAUGAUGAUAUUGAUACUAUGCCUAGAUUCUAUGCUUGGAUCAAGAAAGUGUUUCCUUCUGGAUUCAAGGUCCAAAUCACUUGGCUCGAGCCAGAAGUAACCGAUGAUGGCCGAAGAAAAUGUGUCGAUAAAGAAAUGCCAAUUUCCUGUGGUGAGUUUGUUUUCGGAGCAACUGAAACCAUGACAGAUUGUGGUUCGAUGUUUUCUCAUGUUGUUUCCUGGGACAAAGGCUGUCGUAAAGACAGUUUCAAGAUUUAUCCAAGGAAAGGGGAAAUUUGGGCUCUCUUCAAGAACUGGGAUGAGAACAGUAACUGUGAUUCCAAUAGCCGAUACGAGUAUGAGUUUGUUGAGACAUUAUCGGAAUUUACCGAAGAAGCUGGUGUCGAUGUUGCAUUCUUAGCUAAGGUGAAAGGCUUUUCGUGUCUCUUUUGUCGAACAGUCAAGGAAGGAGGAAAACCAGUUAGAGUCCCUGCAGCUGAGUUGUUCAGAUUUUCGCAUCGGAUUCCUUCGUUUCCACUCACCGGUGACGAACGAGAGGAUGUUCCAGAAGAUUCUUUGGAACUUGACCCAGCUGCUCUUCCCCCCAAUGUUCCUGAAAUUGUGAUCCCUGUGCAAUUAAAAGAGAUGGCCGCUGCUGCUGAUAUUAAGACAGGUCUCCGGUCUGAGAGCGAUGAUGCUAAUGUACCUGUAGCUUCGUCGGGCGAGGCUUAUGAGAUUCCAGAUCCUGAAUUUCACAACUUCGACGUUGACAAAUCUUCUGAGAAGUUCAGCAUUGGUCAGGUCUGGGCACUGUACAGUGACGAGGAUGCCUUGCCGAGGUACUAUGGUCUGAUCAAGAAGAUAACUCGUGAACCACGGUUCGAAGUGAAGUUGACGUGGCUCGAGUCCUCAUCCCUGCCAAAUGACACUAUCGAAUGGCACGAUAAAGGCAUGCUGAUUCCUUGUGGGAGAUUUAGAACUCAAAGGAGAACUACCAUGCACUGCUGCACUUCCACCGAUCCCUUUUCACAUCUGGUUAGAACUGAUUCUGCUCCUAACAGUGGCUUCUCCAUCUUCCCUAGAACUGGUGAAGUUUGGGCAUUAUACAAGAACUGGACUCCUGAAAUCAGAUCUUCAGAUUUAGAAAAAUGUGAAUACGAUAUAGCAGAAGUCAUCGACGACGACGAUUCACAUAAAGAAGUUAUGGUCUUGAAACGCGUCGAUGGCCAUAACUCGAUCUUCAAGGCUCAAACCAAAAACGAUGGUUCCACACUCACUAUGACAAUUCCUCAAGCCGAGCUUCUACGAUUCUCUCAUCAGAUACCUGCUUUUCGGUUGACAGACGAGCUGGGUGGUAGCUUGAGAGGUUGCUUGGAACUUGACCCUGCCGCUUUACCAAUAUAUUAUUUUUCUUGACUCGAUUAGGCAGGACGAUAUCGACACUGUAGGCAGCGAUGCCAUUGUAUACCUCUGUAUCUAAUAGCCCCAACCCGAGCCUUUGGACGGAAAACCGAACCUUUUUUGGAGAAAACCUUGGCAAACCUCAACUUGUUUAGAUGAGAAAUCUGUGCUGGUUUGGAUCUACGCUGGAAAACCAAGCUUUUUAUGCUUCACUUUCCAAAGGUGUGUGCUUGGAUCUUGAUCUUACUGGCUUUGGUAAAAAGAUAAGUUUCCCACUCAUAAUUACUUUGUUUGUGCAUAAAAUUUCAAUUAUCAUUGUGAAUCAACCACCUAUUUUGGUAUGUAGACUCAUUUGCCAAGGACAAGAUGAUGAAUUUCUUCACUUACCAAAUUUAAAUUUUCAAAUUUUACCUCCA